Molecule: messenger RNA, 1366 nt
Organism: Eleginops maclovinus (Patagonian blennie)
Lineage: Eukaryota; Metazoa; Chordata; Actinopteri; Perciformes; Eleginopidae
Product: phospholipase A and acyltransferase 3-like
Exons: 5
Coding region: 186-701 (171 amino acids)
Biological process (GO): N-acylphosphatidylethanolamine metabolic process
Cellular component (GO): cytoplasm
Molecular function (GO): A2-type glycerophospholipase activity; glycerophospholipid phospholipase A1 activity
Source: RefSeq, a predicted model, not a curated record
AUUUUGAAAGUCACAAGCUCAAAGCAUCAACCAGCUGAUCUUAUCACAGCUGAUAUUUGGUUUCAGCUUUGGUUUGUGGUAGACGUGGCAUCUGAAUGAAAACAAGCUGUCGACCUAACAUUUAGAGGUGCUGCAAGUCACCUAGGAAAACCAAGCAGUGGAAACAAGGUGAAAUAAACGCUGAAAUGGCACCGACAUUGUAUGAUGAAAAACCCAAGGUCGGAGACUUGAUUGAGAUCUUCAGGGGAACCUAUCAGCACUGGGCUGUGUAUGUGGGCGAUGGCUUCAUUGUCCACUUGGCUCCACCCUCUGAAGUUGCAGGUGCCAGUUCCAGCAGUAUGAUGUCUGUUCUCCACGAGAAGGCCUUGGUGAAGAAAGAGGAACUGUGGGAUGUGGUGGGAACCAAUGAGUGGAAAAUCAACAACAGCCUGGACAAGGAUUACGAGCCCCGCCCGGUGCACGUCAUUGUGAAGGACGCCUGUGCGAUGGUCGGAAAAGAGCUGCCAUACUGCGUCUUCAGAAGGAACUGUGAGCACUUUGCCAACGAGCUGCGCUACGGAAAAGCAGAGUCCCGGCAGGUGUGUAAGGCAAAAGAAACCGCCAUGAUCGCCGGUGCGGCUGCGUUUGUGGGUUUUGGUAUCGUGGCUCUUGCAGGAGCUCUGUUCGGAGGUGGCAAGAAGGAAAACAAGAACGAAAAGUGAGGUGAUAUUCUCAUGAGUCCCAGGGUGUCAGGUACUGCUGAGAAUAUCACCAGCAAAGCCUGCUUCCUCUCAUGAUCACUCACAGAAAACACUCACUAGUUGACAUAUUGUUAAUUACCCAGAAACUUGGUUGAUCUCUCUCCUGCCUAAUCUUCCAUGCCUUCUCUGGUGUAAAUAACAAUGAAAAGCUUUUUGGAUUGGGAUCAAAACCUUGUAUUUUUCUGACUUUGUAGCAUACAUGCGUUUAACAAAUACUAUUUCCAGUUAUGAAGCUGCCAAUACUGAAUAUGUUAAAAUGUUGUUAAAUAAAAUAAAGAAUUUGAAGAUGAAUGUAGAUAUGUUUUGGAUUGUGAAGGAUUUGACAGGUUUGUAUGUAUAUAUAUAUAUAUAUAUAAAUAAUGUUUUACACGAUCAGUUAACACAAAUAAUUUGUAAUUACAUUUUGUGCAAGAGCCAUGUGAUGUUGCAUGUACUGCGGCCUUCUGUUCAGUGUAAAAGCACUUUAAUGAACUGUGGGUCCUGUACGACACGAGACGUGUUGACUCAACUAAUUGUACACUUUAUAAAAUUAGUUCACAAGUUAACCUGAAAUUCAUAACGCGUUGUCUUGCUCUGACAUUUCCUUGUUUGUAAAUGUUUUGAAUAAAGAAUAAUUUCCAAGUCAA